Jatropha curcas is the source of this 1696-nucleotide messenger RNA. RefSeq names its product premnaspirodiene oxygenase. The record is from RefSeq and is a predicted model, not a curated record. Lineage: Eukaryota; Viridiplantae; Streptophyta; Magnoliopsida; Malpighiales; Euphorbiaceae. Gene Ontology annotation, molecular function: monooxygenase activity; heme binding; iron ion binding.
GGUAUUACAAAAACACAAUCUAUUUACAAUGGAGUAUAUGCCAGAAUUCUCUAUUUUCUCAGCCUUGUUCACUUUCCUCUUAUUCGUCUUUAUUCUACAAAGAAAGCCCAAAACUUCCUCCCAUAAAUUAGUCCCAGGGCCAUGGAAGCUACCAAUAAUAGGAAACAUGCAUCAGCUCUUCGGCUCUCUGCCUCAGCAUCGCCUAAGGGAUUUAUCAAAAAAAUACGGCCCUGUAAUGCAUAUCAAACUCGGCCAAGUUUCCAAUAUUGUCGUUUCUUCGCCCGAAGCUGCCAAACAAGUUAUGAAAACUCAUGACAUCAUUUUCUUGCAAAGGCCUUUUCUCCUUGCGGCGGAGAUUCUCAUGUAUAACUUCAAAGACAUAGCUUUUGCCCCUUACGGUGAUAGUUGGCGACAGAUGCGUAAAAUUUGUACGCUUGAGCUAUUGAGCACAAAACGGGUAAGAUCAUUUAGACCAAUCCGAGAAGACGAGGUAUCAACUUUUAUCAGAACAAUUUCAAGUUCCUCCAAAGUUAACCUUGGUAGGAUGGUAUUUGCUUUAUCAAACACCAUUACUUUAAGGUCUGCAUUUGGUAAGGUUUCCGAACGAAAAGAGGCUUUCUUGCCACUUGUGCAGAAAAUUGUGCAGGUGCUAGAAGGUUUUAGUGUUGCUGAUGUUUUCCCUUCUGUUAGAUUUCUUCAUAGAAUUACUGGGAUGAGGGGUAAAUUGGAGAAGUUGCAUCAAGAAACGGACAUAAUGCUUGAAAAUAUAAUUAAUGAACAUAGAGAAAAUAAGCGAUUAGGUAGAAGCAAUUCUGAGGGCAAAGAAGAUGAUCUUGUUGAUGUUCUUUUGAAUAUUCAGGAUAGUGAUAAUCUUGAAUUCCCCUUGACGAUGGAACAUAUAAAAGCAGUCAUGCUGGACAUGUUCCUGGGUGGAACCGAAACAUCUGCUGCAACAAUUGAGUGGGCAAUGGCAGAAAUGGUAAAAGAUCCAAGAGUGUUGGAAAAAGCACAAAAAGAGGUAAGGCAGGUAUUUAAUCAUAAAGAAAAUAUUAUAGAUGAAACAAGACUUGAUGAAUUGAAGUAUCUAAAGUUAGUUAUUAAAGAAACUUUAAGAUUACACCCUCCAGUUCCUUUGCUUGUUCCAAGACAAAGUCUAGAUGCAGUGGAGAUCGAUGGGUAUAAAUUACCAAUCAACACCAAAGUCAUUAUUAAUGCAUGGGCACUUGGAAGAGAUAGUCGUCAUUGGAAUGAAGCUGAGAAAUUUUAUCCAGAGAGAUUUCAGAAUAAUUCUAUUGAUUUUAAAGGGAAUGACUUCCAAUUUAUUCCAUUCGGUGCCGGAAGAAGGAUGUGUCCUGGUGUGGGAUAUGGUAUGGCUCUUGUUGAGCUUGCACUUGCAAAUCUGCUAUACCAUUUUGAUUGGAAACUGCCAAAUGGAUUGGAACCACAUCUUUUAGACAUGUCUGAUUCUUUUGGAGCUUCAGCUAGGAGAAAACAUGAGUUACACUUGAUUCCCAUUCCAUAUAACUCUUCACCCAGUCCAGUCAAGUAGUAUUAGAUCAGCUAUAGCAGUUAUGCUUUGAAAAAUUUAAAACAAAUGCUUGUUAUUUCAAUGUAUUUCUUAAUUAAGAGGUUAAAUAGAUUAAUUGAUUCAUUAUGGAUCAUUAUCUAUGUAAUAGUUCAAUUUUGAUAAAUAAUA